Molecule: messenger RNA, 1030 nt
Organism: Cydia amplana
Lineage: Eukaryota; Metazoa; Arthropoda; Insecta; Lepidoptera; Tortricidae
Exons: 2
Coding region: 192-1001 (269 amino acids)
Source: RefSeq, a predicted model, not a curated record
CGUCACCGAACGAACGAGCGUCGCCGAGCGCGCCCGAACGCCCCGAACCUCGCCCGCCUCGCCAGUCGCACCGAGCCGGCCCGCAGCGAACACGAACGUUCGCGCGUUCAAAUUUAGAAUUCCGACCUUGAAAUAACGCUUUUAAUUCGUGUGAAAGUAAUCGCGGGCGCCAUACUUGUUCGCUGUCAACUAUGACAGAAAUGGAGUGGACAAAUCGUCUAGUAAUACGACUAAUGCAAGAAUACGCCAAAAGACCUGAACUCUGGGACACGACCAACGAAUUGUACAGAGUACAAACAGCCAGAUACGAAGCGUGGUCGGACUUGGCGGGGCUAUUCGAAUGCGACAUAGCCGAGUUGCGAAAGAAAUUGAAUUCGAUUUUCGCGUCGCAUCGGAGGGAGAAGGCGAAAGUUCGACUCGGGGGCAAGUCGUCGUGGUUUCUGUAUCCGUAUAUGAACUUUUUGCCGACGCAUCUGCAGAAUAGUACUAAUGAUAGUGUUGUUGAGACCUCAACCCACCAAGAGAUCGAAGAGCUUGAACAACAAUCUUCAGACGAAGACAACAACGCCAACGAAGAACAAGAUGAAAUAGUUCACGAAGAAAUCAUCAUCAAGACAGAACCACAAACUGUAGAGUACGUCAGACCAAGAAAACGGCUCAGAUACGCCCAGGCCACUCAUAAACCUAGACUGACUAAGUUUGCCAGAAAAGCUGUCAAAGAUAAUACUAACAAUAAUUCUAAUCUUGACAGUAAGGUAUUAGAAACACUAAGUUUGCUUAGGAGAUCAGAUUUGACAAGGAAGAAAGAUGAAUGUGACAGUUUUGGUGAAUAUAUAGCUAUAUCUUUAAGGAAACAUGAUGAAAGGACGCAAUCGAUGAUAAAACAAGCAAUAAAUAACAUAUUGUUUGAGCAAGAGAUGAAGAAAUAUAGCGUGGGGCAAUAUGCUGUAGUAAUUUCAGGGGUUGAUGAGAAUCCUCUUAUUUUGAGUGAUGAUAAGUAAAUCUUCAGAUUUAGAUAAUUUUUAAGUAA